This is a messenger RNA of Solenopsis invicta (red fire ant), 4000 nucleotides long. RefSeq names its product orexin receptor type 1. The coding region runs from base 1458 to 2780 and encodes 440 amino acids. Lineage: Eukaryota; Metazoa; Arthropoda; Insecta; Hymenoptera; Formicidae. Gene Ontology annotation, molecular function: neuropeptide Y receptor activity. The transcript is spliced from 7 exons. Gene Ontology annotation, cellular component: membrane. The record is from RefSeq and is a predicted model, not a curated record. Gene Ontology annotation, biological process: G protein-coupled receptor signaling pathway.
UUAAAAAAAAUAAAUAAACAAAUAAAAAUAUGAACACGUGCAUCUAACUCAAUAACUCGUCUCUUUUAUGAAAAACAGUGCCAAAGUCAAAGGAAAAUUUAAUACUUCUCUAUAAUAACGCAUUCUAUCGGAGAUUAUUAUUUAUUCAAUACAAAUUUGCCCAGCUCGUAAAGUUUCCGAUGUAUUCUAUUCUAUUUUGUUGGACUUUUUAAAAUAACAAAGCCGUGAAUUAAAAUUCAAUCAAAGCACAAUGUAUACGAAAAUAUUUUACGAAUUCUUAGUGGAAAAGUACUACUGGACCCUCGAAAAAACUAUUGGAAAACCAUUUGAGUCCAUUACUGUUCACUAUUAGUUCUAAUAAUUUUUUAUACAAUUUUACAAAAAGCCUUCUCGGCGUGUGGAUUUUUAUCGAGAAUUAAAAAGAAAUUACUCAAGACAUUAUUAAGAACAGGAUCAUCAAACUAUAUUUUUUAGACUGCCGCGUACGGCAAAGAUUACGCAAUUCUGCGGUGGAGAAAAAAUAGUUAACGGCGGUGUAUAAACAGGUGGAAUAUUUUGAUCCCCCUGGAUUGAGCAAUUUUCGCAGCGUGCAAGCGCGGCGUCGUGACCGAGCGACGUGCACACCUCUCGGCCUCGUUAAAACCGCGCACCUCAGUUUCGCAGAGUCCGCCGGCGCGUUCGCAUCCUUCCGCUCGGAAGAAGCUCGACGCUGGUACCUCGUCCCGCCGAGGUGUUCUCACCCUCUCCUUCAUUCCUUUCCUUCUGACGCGCGAGCAAACACCGUAACGAUCCUGAGGAACUGUCGCGACAGCCCGUAUCCGGAUUUGCGGAAAGUGUGCGGAGAAAACAUGACGAGCACGGAGAGAAAUGCGGUUUGAAAACUUUGUGAAGUCGCGCGAACUUUGCAUCGCGGAAACGCAAUCUUCGAUUUUUCACUUGGCUGAGGUUUGCGUGCAAAUACAGUCGUCGACGAUUUUUUCUUUGACAAAUAGAAGGCGCACCGAUAGAAACUGAUUACAAUCAUGUUCCGAAGAGCGGAAUGCGUUAUCCCUGCUUCAAAGAAAUUCUACGCCAGAGUCGUAUAUUAACGCAGUCACUGUCUGUGAAGAGGAACACGGGAGUCGCGAACAUUUAAGCGCAUACCGGUCAGCUUUGAAAACACCGACAUCUCCGCGCAGUGUGCUCUGUAUCCGCGCUCAGAUUUGUAUUUAUGCGAUUCGUGUGACGGCGAGUGACUUAUUCGACUGAAACCCGUCACGCGGCGCAAUAUCCGUUCGCAUUAAAUUCGCCGAUGUGAUCGAUGAUCGGACGAGCAAGUUUAUCCGCCGGUCGACGAAUCCGCGAUGCUGCGACUGAAAGCGGAUCGCAAUUAAACCGUUUGCACAGCGCGUAACUAAGGGCGAUAAUUUCGCGGCUGAGGAAGUGUUACUCUCCUGGGGACGCAAUAAGAUCGAGACAUGAAACUCGCUGUGCCGAUGAUCGUCGCUUGGUUGGCGACGACGUCGCGUUCGUGCGACGCGCUCGACACGGCCGAUUAUUACUCGUUCGCGGAUAACGACGAGAGUAAUUUCGAGUACGCCAAUAUCACGAAUUGCACGAAUGACUACUGCAUCCCGGACGAGGACUACAUCGACCUGAUGGUGCAGCAUAUAUUCCCGAAAUUCUCCGACUGGGUGCUGAUCGCCAUGCACAGCUUCGUCUUCGUGGUCGGCCUGGUUGGCAACGCGCUCGUCUGCAUGGCCGUCUAUCGCAAUCACACGAUGCGCACCGUGACUAAUUAUUUCAUCGUCAACUUGGCGGUGGCCGAUCUCCUCGUCCUGCUGAUCUGCCUGCCACCGUCGGUUCUGUGGGACGUCACGGAGACCUGGUUCCUCGGAUUAAAACUUUGUAAGGCCGUGCCGUAUCUCCAGACAGUGUCGGUGAGUAUCAGUGUUUUGACGCUGACUUUCAUAUCGAUCGACCGAUGGUACGCUAUAUGCUUCCCAUUGAGAUUCAAGUCGACGACAGCCCGAGCGAAAACCGCCAUCAUCAUGAUCUGGAUGAUAUCACUGCUUUUUGACAUUCCAGAAUUACUGGUGUUGCAUACGGUGCCGUCGAACAGUAGGGUGCAGACUGUAUUAUUCACGCAGUGUGUCUGCUCGUGGAGCCAAGAGAGCCAAACUAUCUUUACGAUUGUCAAGCUGAUCUUUUUGUACACGAUGCCGUUGCUUUUCAUGAGCGUGGCGUACUGGCAGAUUGUGCGCGUUCUUUGGAAAAGCGAUAUACCCGGGCACAAUUUGUCUACCAGAGUCUCUAAUUCAACUCAGGUCCCGCUGUCUGGGGGUGGAAACCCGGAGGGUCAACUGAGAUCUCGAAGGAAAGCAGCGAAGAUGUUAGUCGCCGUAGUCAUUACAUUCGCGAUAUGUUUCUUUCCGGUGCAUUUGCUUUCUAUCCUAAGAUGUACCGUAGCGUUACCCUCGAAUCAAUGGACGAUCGCCAUUAGUCUAAUCGCCCAUUGGCUUUGUUAUUUCAACAGCGCGGUGAAUCCCGUCAUCUAUAAUUUUAUGAGUGGGAAGUUUCGCAAGGAGUUCAAGCGCACCUUCCGGUGUUCUCACAAGAGCGGUGCCUGCGCCCAAAAACGUGGAUACGUCCCGGGUAUCACGGAUCCGCUUAAACAGAGAUCUCAGAAUUAUAAAAGGUCAAUUCACACGACGUCCAACAACAAUAACGUUCCGCAGAGCACCGAGGUCAUACCCCUCAGUGCCAUAAUCAAUGUACCACUGAACGAGAAAGAAGAGUGAAGACCUUGUAUCUAAAUCCUCCACCGUAUGCUCUCUUCCACCAAUUCUCUUCGACAAAUGUGGAAUCCAGCUUCUCUUAAAAAGAAUGUCUCGGCAGUCUAUAGGUUUCCAAUAAUUAACAAUUAAAAGUGAUUAAUUCUUAACGAAAUAAGACCAAGAGAAAACGAGCCGUUAAAAAUUGUGUAUGGAAAGAAUUGAUAAGUGACUCUUUGUUAUCUUCGGAAAAAAAAGUUAGUCUCUAAAUCCAUCGAAGAAAACUAAUUAAAAGAACAUUUUAGUCUUGGCAAGGCAUGCUUUGUAUACAGCGGAUAAAAUAUAUUCUUUAAAGUCAGUAGCUUAGUAUAUUCGUAGAUGUAAUAGAGUUGUUCCUAUAUGUAUAAUGUUAAAUAAGUAAACCUCGCUCAGGAAACUUUUUUCAAAGUUUCGCCGAGUCGAGAUGAACUGAGACAUAUAGUAUGUUAAUGUGUAAAUAGGCAACUGUAAUGUACACACGAGUCCGUGCGAUAUCGUUGAAAGAUUUGCUGCUUUAAACAUUUUACUUUAUUAUACUGUAGAUAUAGAUGUAGAUAACAAUGUACAAUCACAGAUCAAUAACUGAAAGUGAAGACCUAAAAAGACGCACAAUAAAAUUUCAAAGAAAUAAACGCAAGUAUGUGAAUAUAAAGCGUUUAUAUUCUAACUAUUCCGGCACUUAAAGCAUAUUCAGUUAUGCUCCUUUUUCAUGUCACUUGCAGUAUUUUUUUUUUUCCUAUAAUACAUUCGAUAUAUCAAUGAAAAUAUAUCUACAAAGUUUAAUAAAGUGUAUGUAAUCCCUCCUAAACGUUUAAAGCUUAAAGUCAUAUAAAGUUAUUACUAAUAGUAUUAGUUUUUAUAAACUGUACAAUAUGCUACAGCGAAUGUGACGUUUUUUUGCUCGCUUCGUUUCCACUUAGAUUUAUAUUUUUAUUAUUGCGCAGAAGUGUUCACCAUGUAUAAAUUUCUAUCGAAAGUUUUCACACAUUUUUCUCCAUAGAAUAUCGUUUAAGGCUUUGCCGUAAUAAUACUCUUAGGUAUAAUAAUUAAUCAUGGCGAAUUAGAAGCAAAAUUAAUUGAACGUUUCGCCUCAAUGCGCUCUCUCGCUGUUUUCAGUAUAGUCACAAAAUAUUAUUUUACUUCAUUGAUUAAACACUCUAGUAUAUUUGAGUUAGAUUUUAAAUGCAUGCUUAAUAUAUAUCGCAAAA